Molecule: messenger RNA, 1701 nt
Organism: Carya illinoinensis
Lineage: Eukaryota; Viridiplantae; Streptophyta; Magnoliopsida; Fagales; Juglandaceae
Exons: 2
Coding region: 217-1401 (394 amino acids)
Biological process (GO): regulation of gene expression
Cellular component (GO): peroxisome
Molecular function (GO): RNA nuclease activity
Source: RefSeq, a predicted model, not a curated record
GAUGCUCUUGGUUUAUAUAGUGGAGGGAGUCGUUUGUAUCGAUCAAAACCUGAAUCAAAAACCUAUUUUCUUUUCUAUCCUCGUCUUCUUCCUUUUUCUCUGGAGUUGCUCCCUCGAAGCGAACAAUUCUAAUGUAUUUUCUUCAAACAAUUUGGGGUGUGACACAAAGAGGCGGUUGAUGCUAUUUUGUGUGCCGCUCCCUGACCUGUGUCGAGGAUGGCCGGAGAUGUAAACGGAGGGGGAUUCGGCUCAACGCUGUCGUCCCCGGCGUUGGCCGAGGCGCGGUACGUCAGGGCCAAGACGUCAGUGUGGUGGGACAUAGAGAACUGCCAAGUUCCCAAGGGCAGCGACGCGCACGCGAUUGCCCAGAACAUCAGCUCCGCUCUCGCCAAGAUGAAUUACUGUGGUCCCGUCUCCAUCUCCGCCUAUGGCGACACCAACGGGAUCCCUGCAUCUGUCCAACAAGCCCUCUCCAGCACCGGCAUCGCCCUCAACCACGUCCCCGCCGGUGUGAAGGAUGCAAGUGACAAGAAGAUAUUAGUUGAUAUGCUGUUCUGGGCAGUAGACAACCCUGCCCCUGCAAACUUUAUGCUAAUUUCGGGAGACACAGAUUUCUCUAAUGCGCUCCAUCAACUGCGCAUGAGGAGGUAUAACAUACUUCUAGCACAGCCGCAAAAUGCAUCCGCGCCCCUAAUUGCUGCAGCGAAGACUGUGUGGCUUUGGACCAGCCUCUCUGCCAGAGGACACCCACUUUCGAGUGGUGAAUCAUCACAGUUCGCUAAUGGUCAUCAUACCUCUAAUCUUGAAACAUCUCAAUACCAACUUUAUGAAUCUAUUCAAUUAAGCCAACCUAUGAUAUACAGCAGUUCAGAAAACCUUUCUUUUGGAAAUCAAAGGCCUUCCGGUAGUGAACGGGUUGGUGAUAACAAAAAUAAGGGGAAGAAUGGUCGAAAAACCAUAAAUCAGUCAAGCAUGUCGUGGCCCUCAAACGUGCCAGCUUCAACUCAAGAGAGUAAAAACAAUGAUUACCCUUACCAACAGGAACAUACAGAACCCAACCAGUUUAAGAAAGCCCCACAUGAAUUAUAUGGUUUCGUCGAGCCUGUAGUCUUUGUAAAUUCUCAUAGUCAUCACGGUUUUCGCCCACAUGCUCCUAGACCUGAUGGCCCCAGGUUUUUACCAGUUCGACACACAAGUAUGCAUGAAUCACCCAGCUAUGCUCAAAGUCCUCCUAAUGGCCAUCACCGACGUGGAGAAGAAUUUAGGCCUAACUCUACUGAAUCUCGAUAUCCAGCUCGUGUAAAUAUAACACAAAAGGGCCAUGGCCCGACAUCUCAUCGUGAUACUAUGAGCAACAGGUAUCCCCGCGGUUCUGGAUAUCGACCACCAGCAAACAGAUAAUGUUCUGUGUGGUUUCUCUAUUUUCUGCGAAAUAAGAAUGGAGAUAUAUGAGAGCAACAAGUCCGCAAGGAGGUAACGGAGGAUUAUAAUGAAUGGAAUUUUGUUUUAUUUUAUGAUGAAAUCAGCGUUAUGUAUUGUUGAUGUUGUGUUUCGUUGCUUGAGCAAUUCCAUAGGGGCCCAACUUGAGCAACUCCACAAGGGCCCAACUUGUACCUGAGACUACGGAAAAAUGAAGGCUCUGGGAUGAUGAGAAACACCUCCGAUGUUUAAAUUAGAAUGCAGUUUUUCGUUUGUGGAUUA